AUGGGACAAUUGGAAACCGACGUCGAAUGUCAUCGACGAAUUGUUGCAGCCGCUUCGAGAUUGGCAACUGAUAAAAACACAAAUAAAUCGGUGAGAAAGAAGCGGCAAAAGGAUUUGUUGGCGGCUCGACAGAAAUUGAAUCGAUUGGAACAGGGAUUGCAGCAAAUGCGGCAUUCGGCGAGUAAACCCGAUAUUAGUAGUAUUGCGAGUGAUGGAAGUAAUAGUGAGUUAUCGGAAAUCGGAAAUAACCUAGAUAAAUUGUAUUUGUUCAGAUUCUUGGAAUGUUUCAAGUCAUAGUGCACCAAUGACAAUGGCGAUGACAAAAAGUUGUCCGACGACUCCAAGAGGAUCAAUUCCGGAUUUGAGAAAACAUAAUCAGGAUUAUGAUGAUGAGAAAAGCGAGAUUGAAGAUCAUUCAAUUGAAGAAAGAGUUUCGAGAAGAGCACCAAGGUUGGUAUUUUUGAAUUUGGGGUAAAGGAAGCUUGGAAUUGAGAAAAAAAGAUUUUAUUUGAAAAACCCCGGAUCCCGUUUUCCCACUUCAUCCAAUCAACAUCUCUAACAUGUUUUCCCUUUUCCCUCACCAUUUCUCUCUUUUUUUCAGUGCACUUUCCCGUCAUUCACUUCAACAACGCUAUUCUGGAAUAUCAUCAUCGUCAACAAGUUCAGGAUCGGAUUCAAUUGGCGGCGGACUUCCACCUCGACCCAAACCAUCAUCUGUUUAUACACAAACACCAAUCGAUUGUAUGAUGAUGAUGGAAAUGUCGAGUCCACUGUUAGUAACAAUAAAAGAAAUCCAGAAUGAAAAUGAAAAUCCACAUGCAAUUCUGAGACCGAAAAGAACGAUACCCGAUUAUUUUCCACCGAUUAAAAAAACUCGAACUUGACUUGUGCUUUUUGCUUCUUCUUCUUCUUUUUUAUCCUUUGUUUUUGUUGAUGUUGGGGGAAUAUUGAAUUUGGCGGAGGAAUUGGGCUAAUUUUCAGAUGAAAGAUUAGUUUUGGUCAGAGCCAAUUUUCUUCUGAGUCAGGCCCAAUUCUUCUAGCCCGAUUCAAAAAUCCUCGUUUGUUGUCCCAUUGUUUUCCACAGAUUUUCGGUUCGAGACGAUCUCAUCUCAUCUCACUAUCUAACACUAAUAAAAUCCUUUCCUUUUUUCCACAGCACUUUUUCGUUCCACUAAAAUUUCAGAGAAAGCACUAAUACCACUUUUCAAAAUACCAGAAAUAUUAUAUCCCAAAAUUUCGUUUUCGCAAAAAAAAGUUGAUUUUUUCAGCUACGAAAAUGUGGGAUAUAGAUCAACGUCAUAUCGAAGUAGUUAUCGACAGGCGCAUUAUCCAACAAUUCAAGAUGAGCACACUCAACAACAAAUACAAAAAGAUCGAAAAAGAGCACAAUCUGCGCAUCAAAUUAUUGGAGCUGGAAAUGCUGAGCAAAAUCGAACAUGCACAUAUUCGGUGCCUUUAAAUGAUGCCAAACAAAAGUUUAUUGAUAUGGAUUUUGAUGAGCAGAAUGAUGUUACACCGACUGCUGAUUAUCCGAUGGUUUUGAAUCAUCGAUUGACUACGUCGAUUUCGUGUCAAGGUGGAUUUGCGACUGCGAGUUUGGAUAGAAGGAAGAGUAAUGUGCAAAGGUAGGGGUUUUUGGGAAUUGGAUUUGAAAUUUGGAAAAAAACUGUGAGGAGGGUAAAUAGCACGAAAUUUUAAAAACCAAAAUUUUUCGAUUUUCAAAAUAUAAACUUUUUUCUUUUAUGAAAAUUUGAAGUUUUCAAGUUAAAGGGUUGGUGCUUUCCUGGUGAAAAAAUUGUCUGCAAAAAGGCGUCACAGUGUUGUUUUCAAAGUUGUGUGCAAACACACACACGAAAAUUCAAAAACAAGUUGUGCGCUAGAGCGCAUUUACAUGCUUUAUUUCGUAGGUUUUAACUCGCUUGUGUUUUUGAGGAAAAACAUGGGCUGAAUUGAUACUAGAAUUUUUUCUAAAACUGGAACCUUCCAGGAGCACCUUAUUCCUAUCUAAACCACACAAGAUUCCCUGGCGGAGCACCAACCCUUUAAUUUUAUUUUUUUAGCCUGACUAAAAAUUUUACGGAAUUUUACAAAUUUCAGAAUUAUUCGAGUUUUUUGAAAAUUUUUAAAAAUUAACAAUAACUUGAAAAAUCCGAAAUUAAGAAGUUCAAUACCCAAAACCAUACUUCUUCUUGAGAACUCAAGAAAAAAAAUAAAUUUUUUUUCAGAAUUCCAAUGAAUGGUUCAUCAGAUGAUAUGAUUCGUCAAAGUGUGACAACUCGAAUCACAACAUUUCCCGUCGCUCAACCACAGAACACCGUAAUCCUAGCCGGCGGCAAACCCUAUUCAACAUCCGAAUUGCCACGUUUCCCCCAUCCUCCUCCAGUCGCACGUGUCACUCAUUUGCCACGUGGCUCACUUCCACCCUAUUCUGGUUCACCGUCUGGCGGUGGAGCAAUUCCGAAAACCAAUCCACAAAUGGAGGCAUUAUUAUCGUAUUAUAAACAACAGACAAAUCAACAACAACAACAGCAAAAAAAUGGACAAAAAAGAACGACUGGUCCAAAAACUGCAACAAUUGUAUAA
Molecule: messenger RNA, 2583 nt
Organism: Caenorhabditis angaria
Lineage: Eukaryota; Metazoa; Nematoda; Chromadorea; Rhabditida; Rhabditidae
Source: the annotation of a GenBank genome assembly